Caenorhabditis sp. 36 PRJEB53466 is the source of this 903-nucleotide messenger RNA. NCBI's taxonomy places the organism in Eukaryota, Metazoa, Nematoda, Chromadorea, Rhabditida, Rhabditidae. The record is from the annotation of a GenBank genome assembly.
AUGUCGGCCGACUUUGGAAGCAACCUGCUCAAAAAAUUCAAGCUCGUCUUUCUCGGCGAACAGAGCGGUAAGAAUUCAGUCGCUAACAAAAAUGUAUUUCUCGAAUUUCAGUGGGAAAGACCUCGAUCAUCACGAGAUUCAUGUACGAUUCGUUCGAUAACACGUACCAAGCGACAAUCGGAAUAGACUUUCUCUGCAAGACCAUGUAUCUCGAGGACAGAACUGUGAGAACGCCCAGGACGGGAACAUAAUUCCACAAUCGUUUCUUGCUUUUAGAUCCGUCUGCAGCUGUGGGACACUGCCGGACAAGAGCGCUUCCGGUCGCUCAUUCCGUCGUACAUCCGUGAUUCAAGCGUCGCCGUCGUCGUUUAUGACAUUACGAGUGCGUGCAGACAAUUUUAUCGCGCCCGAACCGAAGAACUCUAUUUCAGACGCCAACUCAUUUCAUCAGACAACCAAAUGGGUCGACGAUGUUCGCAACGAGCGUGGAGGUGACGUCAUCAUAGUGUUGGUCGGCAACAAAACGGAUCUGGCUGACAAGAGGUAAGAGAACUUUCUGUUUGUCCAUGUGAAACGUCUUUUUCCAGACAAGUUUCUACCGAGGAUGGUGAGAAGAAGGCGCGUGAUUUGAAUGUGAUGUUCAUCGAAACAUCUGCCAAAGCGGGAUACAACGUGAAGCAGGUAAAAACGCGAUUGGAGUAAUGCAAAAAAAAACCCUAAUUUCAGUUGUUCCGCAAGAUUGCCACUGCGCUUCCGGGAAUCGUUCAGGAGGAGGCUCCAGAGCAGCGUAAGAUAAAAUGCGGGAAUAUUUACAACUCACCGUCAUUUCUUUCAGCGAAUAUCGUGAUCAUGAACCCUCCGAAGGACUCGGACGAAGGCGAAGGACGUCAAUGUCCGUGCUAA